UAAAAAAAUUUUGUCUCUUUAUUGGGCCUCAUUUUAAAGAAACUUUAUGCAUUUGUUGUUUAAGGUAUGUCACACUUAUGGAAUAUUCCUGAUGCUGUCCCAGAUGCUAUUCAGGAGAUGGAGGUCCAGGAUUUUGAGGAUAUCAUGAUUACCAGGAUGAAAAGUCUCAUCUUCUGUGAGGGUAAUGCACCUCCAUUUGAAAUUGACCAUGAAUUGGUAGAGUUCACUGAGAAGAGUACAAGAGAUCAGAGAACAUCUGACAUGUGGCAGAAACUACACAUUGGUCGACUGACUAGUUCUUUGUUCGGUGACGUUUUGAAAGCUGGACCCAAUCCAAAUUCUUUAAUCAAGCAAAUUGUGGAGGGUUCCAGUCUUCAUAAGUAUGCUGCUCUACCACCAGCUGUUAAAUGGGGACAGGAAAAGGAAGCCCAGGCACGAUCUGACUAUGUUAAUCUGAAAUCUGCCAUUAACGACAACUUUUCCGUCGAAGAUACAGGUCUCACUUUGUGUGCAGAUCAUGCAUUUUUGGGUGCUUCCAGUGAUGGGAAGGUUUUGGAUGGUGACAACAUAGGUCUCUUGGAAAUUAAAUGCCCCUACUCCAUCCAGGGAACCCAAGUAACCAGGAAGGAAGUGGGUGAAAUUAUUGCCAUGGGAUACCCCAAUUUUUGCCUGGAGGAAAGUCUGGAUGGGCCACGUCUCAAAAAGAGCCACAAGUACUAUGCACAAGUCCAAGGGGAAUUGGCAAUUAAAGGAUAUCCCUCGCAGUUAUGA
Saccostrea cuccullata (small rock oyster) is the source of this 771-nucleotide messenger RNA. RefSeq lists its product as uncharacterized. The transcript is spliced from 3 exons. Lineage: Eukaryota; Metazoa; Mollusca; Bivalvia; Ostreida; Ostreidae. The record is from RefSeq and is a predicted model, not a curated record. The coding region runs from base 67 to 771 and encodes 234 amino acids.